CCACUCGGAAAAUAGACUCUCCCAGAAUAUCUUCACAGGAACGCCAUUUCAAUUGUAGAUAAGAGCUUGAAGUACAAAAACAAAGUUAACCCACCACCCCCCGUUUUCAAACCCACCCCUAUCCCCCCCAAAAAGGGGACCAAAAGACAAAAAAAGAAGAGUAAAGAUCAAAGCUUUAUAGGGGGUCUUUAGAGUUGCUUGUUAGGUCCUUAUCUAUGCAUGAAAUUUGUAUUAAUAGUAUACAUAUUUUUUUAUAUAUUUUCUUUUAGCUGCCACUAUAAGUUUCUUUUUUAGCUCCUCUUGUUGCUUCCUUUGAAGGUUCUUGCUUUUAUUUUUGGGGGUUGUUUUAAUCUGCACACUAUCCAAAGACUGCUAGUUUCUUGAUUUUAGUUUAAAAAUCAAUUCUUUCUUUUUUUCUUUUUCAAGAAAAGGGUUAUCUUUUUAUGUGAUUCUCGAGUUUCUUUUGCAUUUUUAGAUCUUUUGGGUGUUUGAAGUUUUGAAUGAAAGUGAAAUUUUGGAGGCAUAUUUUGGUUAUAAAUUCUUGGACUUGUUGGUGGACUUAUUAGGAAGUUAAAAGGAAGAAGCUUUGCUUAUGAGGGUUCAAGUGUUUUCUAGGAUCAAAUAUUCAUAUUGUAACAUGAGAAGAGAGUAUUGACUUUUUGAGUGAUGGGGACAGAAUGGUUAUUUGCAAGUAAUUUGUAGGAUCAAAGGGUUGAGGUGAGGAUGAGGCAUUCAGGGAUAAUCUGAUUGAGAAUUUUGCAACCAUGAGUUGCAGUGAGAAGAGUAGAGAAAGAGAAGAGGAAGAAAAUCCUGUUGGUAGUGUACAGAAAUACGUUGAAGGCGUAUCGCGAAAUGGAUCAUCAGUAGUACCCUCAAAUCAAUUAUCUAUUGAUGAGAGAGUGUUGGUGGAUCCAAAACAACUCUUUAUCGGAACCAAAAUUGGUGAGGGAGCUCAUGGAAAAGUUUAUGAAGGAAGGUAUGGUGAUCAAAUUGUUGCGAUAAAAGUUCUAAAUGGCGGUAAAACCUCGGAAGAAAGAGCUUCACUUGGAAGCCGUUUUGUUCGGGAGGUUGUUAUGAUGUCAAGAGUAAAACAUGAGAAUCUUGUAAAAUUUAUUGGAGCUUGCAAGGAUCCUUUAAUGGUUAUAGUGACAGAGCUGCUGCCUGGAAUGUCCCUUCGGAAGUACUUAGUCAGCAUUCGUCCAAAAGUGCUUGACCUUCAUGUCGCCUUAAAUUAUGCGCUUGACAUUGCUCGGGCCAUGGAAUGUUUACAUGCCAAUGGCAUUAUACAUAGAGAUCUAAAACCUGACAAUUUGUUGCUCACGGCCAAUCAGAAGUCUGUGAAGCUUGCAGAUUUUGGGCUAGCUAGGGAAGAGACCCUCACUGAGAUGAUGACGGCAGAAACUGGGACGUACCGGUGGAUGGCACCUGAGGUUUGUAUCUAAUUUAGCCAUUUGUUAUU
Messenger RNA from Nicotiana tabacum (common tobacco), 1459 nucleotides. The record is from RefSeq and is a predicted model, not a curated record. NCBI's taxonomy places the organism in Eukaryota, Viridiplantae, Streptophyta, Magnoliopsida, Solanales, Solanaceae.